Messenger RNA from Seriola aureovittata, 5191 nucleotides. RefSeq names its product RNA-binding motif, single-stranded-interacting protein 3-like. Gene Ontology annotation, cellular component: ribonucleoprotein complex; cytosol; nucleus. The transcript has 14 exons. Lineage: Eukaryota; Metazoa; Chordata; Actinopteri; Carangiformes; Carangidae. The record is from RefSeq and is a predicted model, not a curated record. Gene Ontology annotation, molecular function: poly(U) RNA binding; mRNA 3'-UTR binding; poly(A) binding. Bases 1376 to 2665 code for a protein of 429 amino acids.
CUCUAUGCCUCUGCACGCAGAGUGGAGCAGACGGCAACAGCCACACAAACACACUCCCCUCUCAGUUACAUGCACAGUCACACACAUACCACACGCACACACCACCACCACCACCUCCACAACCACCACCACAGCCGCCGCCGCUGCUGCCGCCACCACCACCAGCACCACCACCACACACACACAGUGACGGCUGCCAGGCGCAGUGGGAAGCAAACCGUCAGGGAGAGAGCUUGAGAAGAAAGAGAAGGAUUGCAGAGGGGAAGAGAAGAAAAGGGAAGAGAGUUGGAGGAGGCACCUUGUGGAUCAGAAGGGAUUUUCCUCUGUGUGAGUGCGCGUCUGGAUAAGGCUAUCUGCUUCUUCCUGACUGAGAGGAGUUUUUACCCAGGCUUUUUCUUUUUGCUCAUCCUCCACGCCGGGCUCCAGCGAUAUCUACCUAUCUAUCCCCAGAGCUUAACAAAAGAGGGAGGGAGUAAGAGAGAGUGAGGAAAAAGGCAGUCACAGCUUCAGCUCCAGACCACCCUCUCUCCUCCUCCUCCUCCUCCUCCUCUCCUCCUCUUCUCUCUCUAGCUCCACAUCCAUGUGUGAGUUCAUCGCUGAUUUCACUGUCUUUUGAGGAUAGAGCAGAGGACAGCGUGCGUUCUCCAGGAUACAGCCGAGCUCCCAGUGGGAUCAGGGUCUCGUCUGGUGUGUGUGUGAGAGAGAGGGAGGAAGAACGAGACAGGGAAACGGAUACACAGGAAGAGAGAAAGAGACGGAGGGAGACAAGCAGAGAGAGAGAGACACUGGAAAUUGAAGGGGCAUGUUCAGGGCAGCAGAGAAGAAGAAGAGUGAGUCUGAUUUUUAGAGCGGAGAGUGCACGGAACCGUCAACCGAUUCCCAUCCAUUCCUUCUUUCCUCCUCCUCGUCAUCCUCUUCUUCUUCUUCUUCCCUCUCCUUUUACCCUCUCUCCGUCCUGCUAUUUAAUCUCCCCUAUUGUUUCCUGUAUUGCCUCCUACUAUCCUUUCAUAUCUUCCUUUCCUCACCCUCCACCUCCGUCUUCCCAAACCUCUUUUCUGCUGCCACUCCAGAUUCUUCUCUCUGUCUCUUUUUCCAGACCCACAGGAAGAAUUGUUUUGUGAGGUUCCCUCUGAGCUCCCAGACAAGUAGACAGACUAAUAUCCCAAGUACUAACUGUCCUCCUAUCCAUCCCUUCCUCCGUGCGUUUAUCACACACACACACACACGUCAGUAAGAGGAGAGCGUUCUCUCUCUGCAUCCCUCGACUCUUGGAAACAGUCGUCUGAAGGAUCCAGGCCAGCCCCUUGGAGUGAUCGUACCCCACCUGUGAGCUUCUCUCUCCAGCCUCCAGGACCUUCAAUUGGAUUCCAGCUACAUGGGAAAACGUUUGGAGCAGCAGCCAAUGUACCCCCACUACACCUACUACUACCCCCACUAUCUCCAGACCAAGCAGUCCUAUGCUCCUCCCCCGCAACCCAUGGCUCCACCCAGCCCCGGCACCACAGGAGGUGGAGGUGGAGGUGGAGGAGGAGGAGGAGGAGGUCAGGGAGGAGGGCUAAUGGAGCAGCUAAGUAAGACCAACCUGUACAUCAGAGGCCUGCCGCCGGCCACCACCGACCAGGACCUCAUCAAACUCUGCCAGCCAUAUGGGAAGAUUGUGUCAACAAAGGCCAUCCUGGACAAGAACACCAAUCAAUGCAAAGGCUAUGGUUUCGUGGACUUUGACAGCCCUGCAGCAGCCCAGAAGGCUGUGGCCUCGCUCAAAGCCAGUGGAGUCCAGGCACAGAUGGCGAAGCAACAGGAGCAGGACCCCACCAACCUUUACAUCUCCAAUCUGCCGGUGUCCAUGGACGAGCAGGAGCUGGAGAACAUGCUGAAACCCUUUGGUCACGUCAUUUCCACACGGAUACUGAGGGACGCCAAUGGCCUCAGCAGAGGAGUUGGCUUUGCCAGGAUGGAGUCGACAGAGAAGUGUGACGUGGUGAUCCAAAAUUUCAAUGGGAAAUUCUUGAAAACCCCUCCAGGCAUGACAGCCCCUGCAGAGCCGUUGCUGUGCAAGUUUGCUGAUGGAGGCCAGAAAAAGAGGCAGACCCAGGUCAAGUAUCCCCAGAAUGGCAGACCAUGGACACGGGAAGGAGAGAGUGGUAUGGCGUUGACGUAUGAUCCCACUGCAAUGCAGAACGGGUUUUACUCUUCACCAUACAGCAUCUCCACCAAUCGGAUGAUUGCACAGACGUCAAUCACACCCUUCAUCGCUGCCUCUCCUGUCUCCACAUAUCAGGUCCAGAGUACAUCUUGGAUGCCACAUCAACAGUAUGUUAUGCAACCUACAGGUGCUGUCAUCACUCCAGCCACGGCCAUAGAGCCCAGUUUGUCUCUUCACCCCUCCAGUGUUAUGGCUCCUCUCACCCAGCAGAUGAACCACCUGUCUCUGGGCACUACAGGCACUUACAUGCCUGCUGCAGCAGCUGCUCCUAUGCAAGGAACCUACAUUCCCCAGUACACUGCAGUGCCUGCCUCUGCCAUCACAGUGGAAGGCGUGGUGACAGAUCCAUCUCCACAAACAGCCGCCCCAUCCUCACAGGACGCCAGCGGGCAGCAGCCUUUGUCAGUGGAGAGUACAGGAGAUCAUGCCACAGCCUACUCUUACCAGCAGACUAAAUAACAAGAUUGGUAGGAAUCAUUGCUGCAUUGCCUUUAGAAGGACUGCACUGAGGGGCUGGAGACACAGAGAGAAUUAAAAUGAAACAGGGACAAAGAAAAAGAGGUGAUAUGGACAACACUGAGGGGAGAAUGCUUCCACUGUGCACAGGCACCAAAUAAAAGACAAAAUGAAGAAAAAAAUCAAUUAUAUUUCUUACAAGGUCGAACUAAGAAAAAGACAGAAGAAUAAAGAAAUGAUGGUUUGCUGAACCUGAGGACGAUGAAAUCAAACACAGUCUGCAACUUUGAGUUUAUCAUUUCUCACCGUGAGAAUGGACUUUGCCUCCAAAGGAAAAAGAGAAGACAUAGACUGAAAUCUAAACUCAACCAACAAGCUGUACAUAAAAAAAGAACAUUUGAAUGUGCAGGUAGAUUUUCAGACUUUUUUAUCAAAAAAAAAAAAAGAAAAUAAGAAAGGAAGCAAAGUCUAGAAAAAACAGGUUGUCUUCCUUUGAUAUUAAGCUACGUUAUUUUCAUUCUUUUUAUUAUUUGAGUAGUUUUCUAGAAUAUCAAUGUUUUCGUAAAUCUUUAUUGCCUUAAUUUUCUCAAACUUUGGGGAAAAGUUUCCAUAGUGUUGAAUUAUUAGACAAAAAAGACUGAGUGAUUGAAUGAUUUGAGAGGUUCUUGGAGUUUCCGAGAGCCUUGAAGAUAAAAUCUACGAAGCUAUCUGUACAGGAUAAAAAAAAAAAAAAAAAAAAGGUUGUAUUUGUAUGAAGAUGAUUUUAAAUUAUGUGGUGCAGUGCAGCUAGUGUUGGUUCAUAGGAAAAAAAAAAUCUUCUUUAAUGCGACUUGUGGAAAAGGUGAAUCAACCUCUCCCUGGAAAAUGCAGUUUAGUUUAAUCAUGGGAUAAAAGUUCUGUUUGUCCAUUGCAUUUGUAUUUUCUUUUUUCUGUUUGUUUUGUUUUUUGGUCUUUUUACCUUUCAAAAAUAUGUUUUUGCUUUGCCUGCUUUGCUUGUCUCACUGCAAAAAGAAAAGUUAAAAAAAAGGAACAUUUCUGACUUUGAGAAAAAGCAGAGAAAAAAACGCAAGGAUUUUUAAAUGUGCAAAAAGCAAUAGUUUUAGUAAAACUGUUGACAGUUUCUUGAGUCUUUCUUAACUGUUGAACAAACGCAGCCUCCAGGUGGCAUAUUUUAUACCAAAGAUGAAGAAACUAAGUAGUGAAGAGAUCUUCCUUAUGUUGCUGAAUCUUUUUUUCCUUGCUUUUCACGCUGUUGGUGUGAGCUGAUUUUACCAGUGACCGAGCACAUGCAGGAGGUGUUUAACAAAGUUGCCUCAACCAGAGGAGGGUUCUCUGAGAUGUUCCCUAUGUCAUGUGAUCAAAUGUGGUGAUGAUCUGAAGUGGCGCCGUAACAUCUGUUGAGAGACCAUACGUCCUGUGGUAUGGAGAUACUGAAAGCAGAAGCUAUAUUAUUGGGAAUAAGUUGGUGUAGUAUAUUUUAAGUGGUAAAGAGGCUGAAAGGCAUUAAAUCCUGUGGAAUACUUGCGUGUACUGUUUGAACUCGUGUACACACCAACAACACCGUCCUCAGGCUGCGUCGACCAAUCUCACAUCCUGAACGGCGACACUGGCUUCUGUAGCUCAUUAUGACGGCUUCCCGAAAAACACUCUAGAGCUAAUGAUUUUGAAACUCAUAGUCUCAGUCCACGCACCAAACUGUUGUACACCGCUGUCUUGCCAAACACAAGCCAUUGAAAAUGUGAGCAGGGCGACGAUCUCUGUAAGAUGAAAGGGCAUUUCUGUUGAACAAAAUCAUUUCAGAUUAUGUAUAUUCUCCUAGAAGGACAAGGAGAUAGUUUUUAUCUUUUUUGUGUUGCCUUUUUUUGUCUUAUUUUUUUGAGAACUGAUUAUGAUAUGUGAGCUGCUAAACACUUUUCAGUAUUUGGGAUUGAGGCUAGCUUGUAAUGGGUGGGUGUGGAAGAGGUGUGUCCCCAGAAUUGACUAUUUUAUGCCGGGAUAAAGACGAUUAUUUGCACUGACUAAGAGUGCAUGAGUUGAGAACAAAAAGCAAAAAAAAAAAAGAAAACACUAAAUGGACUUUAACUGGCUGACGCCGGCUCUGAGGUCACGUCCUCAAAGCCCCACCGACCUGACUCUCCACCAAUGAAAGGAAGCUAAUGGAAACAGAGGAACAGACAUGAACAGAAAAAGGAUGGUUCAACCAAAAUCAAGCAGAUACAAACCUCUAACCGAGAGUAACCUAUUGAAAGAUGAGAGAAAGAGAGAGAGAGAGAGUAGAGAAAGCGAGAACAAAAGUAAUAUUUAUGAGAUCCUUUUUGUACAGGUGUGUAAAAGAAGAUGCAACAGAAAUAACUUUGAUGAUGCUAUUUUUUUAUUUGCUUGGUCACAUGCCUCCCAUGUCUUUCAAAUUGUGAUUCUGAGAGUGUCUGUAGAACCAGUGGAUAUUGCUGUAGUUCCAAAUGUCUCUUUUCUUUUUGUUUUCUUUUUAGACAAAUCUUUCAAUAAAAAAAUGUUUCAAACAGUCAACAA